This is a messenger RNA of Postia placenta MAD-698-R-SB12, 1317 nucleotides long. RefSeq lists its product as hypothetical. The record is from RefSeq and is a predicted model, not a curated record. Lineage: Eukaryota; Fungi; Basidiomycota; Agaricomycetes; Polyporales; Adustoporiaceae. Bases 1 to 1317 code for a protein of 438 amino acids. The transcript is spliced from 4 exons.
AUGAACGCAAAAAUGAAUGGCCUUAACAUCCUUAUUCUUGAUAUGUUCCAUACGCGCGCUGCUGAGCAUCCCCUACGCGAAAGUACUCCUGCGCUUUCGGACGACACUGGCAGCUCCUCUUCACGCGAAAGCUCUCCGCCGGCUACACCCGUCUCUGGACUCAGCCGUGCACCAUCUAUCUCGUUUGAAGACAAUUCUAAGCAUAUACUUGCUUCCGACGACACAGAUAUCAGAAUCGUCGAACCAGACACGGACUCCUCGCCACCAGAAGAUAUCACCCGUUCGCUGAAACGGAGACGGUUGGCGGACACUAGGGCUGAUGGAUUUCACGCAGAGAGAGCGCUGCUGCCUGAUACCUCGAACGACGUGACCCAAGCCGAUGACGGCGCGUCCUUCGGUCUUGAGCAUAUACCCAUCAGCGACUGCACAGGUGUCGGGGACGUUAAGCUAGAUGCGGUGGACCUGUCGCUAGAAUACGUCUUCCGUUCGUUGAAACGGAAGCGAUGCGCGGAUACGAGCACUGAUGACGCUUGUGCAAAGAGGCCGCGGACGUCUGGCACUUCGAGCGACGUAACCAAGGCCGAGGACUGCGCUUCAUUCGGUCUUGGACAUAUGCUCGUUCGCGAGUGUACGAAGAUCAUGGUCGCCGAGCCAGAUGCGACUCCUGCGGUUGCCCCCGAUAUUUCCCUACACGCUCCGUUCGAAGCCAUCGCUCGCCCGCCGAAGCGAAAACGAUGCAUGAUUACCGGCUGCGUGUCUGUUGAGGUGGAGGCGUGCUAUAUCCUGCCUCCCGACACGCCUCAACCGUUGACCACCCCGAUACCCGCCCUGUAUGUAUCUCGCGACGGCUUGCAGCCCGUAUCGCUCGUUGGGAUGGCACGACCUGAGUGCAAAUUGCAUCUCAUGACAACUCGAGUGGGCCGUGAAUUCAUGAAGCAACCGCUCCACUACGAGCAUCAUCUUCUCAAGGACGCGCUUGCGCAUAUACCCACUAUCACGCCCAUCCACCCAGAUGUGGUCGAGCCGGUCUUCUCCCACAUCAGACGCGACUCACCAGUUGAAGGCAUCUCCCGCCUGCCGAAGCGGAAACGGAGCCCGGACACGGAGGCUUUUGAAGUCCCUGCCAAGAGAAUGCGCACGUCCGGCACUGCUCGCAACGUGACAAAGGUCGAGGACGGCAUUCCUUUCGGACCUCACCCGAGGUGCAUGAUCACCGGAUGCGUGUCUGCUGACGUAGAGGCGUGUUAUAUCCUGCCUCCCGACAUGCCUCAGCUAUUGGUGAGCAGACAUGACUGCUAUUCCGGCUUUUGUGGCUGA